AUGGCCAACCAAGUGGCUGUCAUGCGUGACGACGACGCGUUCGAGAAGAGACCCGUCUCUCUUAGGGAGAACGUCGACGGCUCCCAGGACGGCUCCGGAUACGAGUGCGAGUUCAGCGAGCGCGAGCAGAAGAAAAUUAUCCAUCGCAUCGACCGACGCCUCGUCGUAACCGUGGGAGUGCUCUACUGCAUCAGUCUGAUGGACCGCACCAACCUCAGUGCCGCUGCCAUUGCUGGUAUGACCGUUGACCUCAAACUCGGCCUCCUAGAGGGCUCAAUUUCACGCUACUCCAUCGUCACCAUCGUAUUCUUCGCGUCCUACAUCGUCUUCCAACCCCCGGCAACCGUCAUCUGUCGUUAUCUCGGACCUCGCAAUUUCCUAUCGGCUAUCGUUGUGCUGUGGGGCGGUGUCAUGAUUGGCAUGGGCUUUGCCGAUAGUUACGGUACCAUGUCCGCGCUACGAGUCCUCCUGGGAAUCCUAGAAGCUGGCUUUUUCCCGAGCUGUGUCUACUUGCUGUCCACCUGGUAUACUCGAUUUGAUAUCGGAAAGCGAUACUCAUGCUUCUACAUCCUUGGAAGUUUGGCAUCUGCCUGCGCCGGUAUCCUCGCUUACGGCUUGAUGCAACUGAAGGGACAGCAGGGCCUGAACGGUUGGCGCUGGAUCUUCAUCAUCGAAGGCGCGCUCACAUGCUUCCUUGGUAUCGUCGGUUACUGGGCUCUGGUUGAUUUCCCUGACAAGGCGCAUAAGUCAUGGAACUUCCUGACUGAGCGUGAAGCCAUGUUCAUCAUCGACCGCGUCAACAGGGAUCGUGGUGAUGCUAGGCCAGAGCCAUGGUCCAUGGCCAAGUUCUUCAAGGGUGGUGCUGACAUCAAAAUCUGGGGUUUCGCGAUGAUAUUCUUCAACACCACCACAGUCACAUACGCACUGGCAUACUUCCUGCCCAUCAUCCUAACAUUGAACAUGGGUUUCAGCACCGGCGCUGCCCAGUGCCUCGUUGCUCCUCCUUACGCUUUUGCUGCCAUCGUCAUGUACACCACCGGCUGGCUUGGAGACAAAUACCACCUUCGCGGACCCAUCAUCCUGUUCAACAUGGUUCUCUGCCUUGUUGGACUGCCCAUCAUGGGUUUCCAUUCCAACCCGAACGUCAGGUACUUCGGCGUCUUCUUGACCACCGCUGGCGCAAAUAGCAACAUUCCCGCGACGAUGUCAUACCAGGCGAACAAUAUCAGAGGCCAGUGGAAGCGCGCGUUCUGUUCUGCCAUCUUGGUCGGCAUGGGUGGUGUUGGUGGUAUCGCUGGAGGUCUCGUUUUCAGGGAACAAGACAAGCCCGGAUACGAGCCAGGACUGUACGCCUGCAUUGCGUGCUGCCUGCUCACAAUCGUCAUUGUCAUCCUCAUAACACUGAGAUCCUGGAGCUUGAACAAGCGUGCCGAUCGUGGUGAGCUCGAACUGGAGUACAAUGAUGAUGGCGACCAGAAAGGCUUCAGGUAUACUUACUAG
This is a messenger RNA of Alternaria ethzedia, 1500 nucleotides long. RefSeq lists its product as uncharacterized. Gene Ontology annotation, biological process: transmembrane transport. The coding region runs from base 1 to 1500 and encodes 499 amino acids. Gene Ontology annotation, cellular component: membrane. Gene Ontology annotation, molecular function: transmembrane transporter activity. NCBI's taxonomy places the organism in Eukaryota, Fungi, Ascomycota, Dothideomycetes, Pleosporales, Pleosporaceae. The transcript has 7 exons. The record is from RefSeq and is a predicted model, not a curated record.